AUGAAUUCAUCGAAUUUGGAUAAUGAUUUUUCUGGGUUUAAUGCGCCGUCAUUGGGGUCUGGCAAGCCGUCAUUGGGCUCGGCUUCUUCGGGGCUUUCGAAGCCACGACUUUUUAAGAUGAGAAAACAAAUGGGUUCUCACAAUGCCAGGUCGAUGCCGGCCUCAGAUUCCCGUCGGGUUGAUCUGGGAUCCAAUCCUUUUCGAUCCAGUUUUGAGAAUUUGAAUCUGGGCUCAGAAAUGGGUAGUUCUGGAUUGGGGAAUUUGGGGGCAUUUGGAGAAAAUAGAACUAUUGGUGAAGGUGAUUUGAAUUCUGGGGUGAGUAGUUCUUGUGGAAAUGUGAGGAAUAAAGUUCUUGAUGAUAUGAAGAAAUUGAACAUUGGAAGUGAACAAGGGAAUGUGAAUGUGGAUAGUAAUGUGUUUAAUAUGAAUAUGAGUGAAAAUAGGAAGGGUGUUUUUCCAUUUGAAAGUGGGUGUAAAGACAGUGGUUUUGAUGGGAAUGGGGCUUCUAAAUUGCCAGAGGAAAUGAGGAAGUUGAAUAUUGACAAUUCUGCUAAUGUAGAGAGUUUACAAGAUGAUCAAGGUGUGGAGUCUAAUAUUAGUGAAAAUGAUAAGACUCAUUUUUGGUUUGGAAGUGUUCAGAAUGCCAGUAAUUCUUUUGGUAGCAGGGUCAUAAGGGAAUUGCCAAAUGAGAUGAAGAAAUUGAACAUACAAAGCACAACAGUUGACAGAGAUAGUGUUAUUCAUGACACAGGUCAUGUAAACAAUUAUCCCUCUCGAAGCAGUAGUAAGAGUAGUGAUUCUUUGGCUUGGUUUCCUGAAAGGUAUAAAAAUUUGAAUGCAGAAGAUUCUGUGAAUACUUGUGCUGGUGAAAAGAAAGAGGAUAACAAAAAUACCAGCGAUAAGAACAGUUUUAUUUUUGGAACUAGCACAAAAAUUGAUGGCAGAAGAGCAGAAAAUAUGAUUUCGGAUGAGAUAAGGAAGUUGAAAAUUGGAAGUGAAACUGGAGAUAGCUUCAAUCAAAUGCAUACAGGUUUGCAUUCUAAAGAGUGUGCAAAUGAGAGACACCCCCAAAAUUUGGGUAAUGAAAAAUUCCAGGGUGUAAGUAAUUCAGUUCCAACAGAAUUUAUUUUUCAGUUGGGAGCACAGGCUAAGAGUUUUAGUGGUAUUAAUGUUUCCAUAGAUCAUCAAAAUAAUGACUGCACAGCCAGGGCUCAUGUCCCCACGGCAUCAUCCUUUUCAUUCUCAUCUACUGACAUUCCUUUCCAAUCUGCUGGCAAUGUUUACGAGGUGCCAUCUAUGGAUAGACCCGAGAAGAAGAUUGAGUUUAGUUUUACUAGCAAAAGGGAUAGUAACAGGACACCCUUCACAGAAUUCGAAAAACCAAAUCCAAAAGGAAACUUAUUUUCUGGCAUAAAUAGGAAACUGGAAACAAAAAGAGAAUCAGCUAGAGAUACGAAGUUGAAAAAAAAGAAAGGAAAGUUGAAGAAACCUACGCCAGUUGAACUGAGACUUGCACAAGACUUUGUUCUGGAAGAAAGAAGUUCACCAGAAAAUCCGGACUCUUUUGAAUCAUAUUCGCCCAUGGAUGUUUCCCCAUAUCAUGAAACAUUGGAAGAUAAUAAUUGUUUAGCAGAAACUUCUGUGACUUUGGGUGAAGCCUUCGAUCUGGAUGAUCACUGCACAUUAAGUGCAUCACAUCGAACUGUUUCAGAUGAUGCAGUUGAUGAAAUUUUGGUUCCUGCAACUCAGCGUUUAGCUGUUAAUGGAGGAAGUGAUGUGGAAUGCACAGAUGCAAAAGAAGAAGAUUUUGAACAUUUUUCUGAUAAAUUUGCUGGCGCCGAAGCCCCUUCAGAUGAGUCUAUUUCAGCAGCUGAGACUGACAGCUUUAAGUCUGCCAGUGAAACAUUAGACUAUACCAUUGAUUCCUUUGUUACUGCAACGGAUACUGAAGUGAGUUCAGGGUCAACAAUCGAGAGGCAAGAUAGUGAUGGCAGGGGGCAAUUUAGUCAUGCCUCAAUUUCUGAAGAUAUUGGCAGGACUAGCUUUACCUUUGCUGCAUUUUCCUGUGCUCAAGGCCAAUCCUCAGCAACAACACGUCAGCACAAAAAGAAAAAUCGAUUGAAAGUUGGUCUUGAUUCAUAUAGUUCUACUCCCAAUGCAAAAGUUCCCUAUGCACCAUCCUCUGUGAAGUUUUUUCCAGUUCCUGGAAAUUCUCCACUUUUGUCCCCUAGGCAGGGUCAGAGAGGUGAUGCACCAGCUUUAUCAAGAACAGACAGGGAUAAGUGUGACGCUGUUAAAGAAGAGGUCGGGCAAGAAACUGUCUCUACUCCUUUCGCAAGCAUUGCUGCUCAAGAGGCCUGUGAGAAGUGGCGACUGAGGGGAAAUCAAGCCUAUGCAAAGGGGGAUACAACUAAAGCUGAGGACUGUUACACACGAGGGGUAAACAGUGUUUCUCAAAAUGAGACAUCUAGAAGCUGUCUUAGGGCUUUGAUGCUGUGCUAUAGCAACCGUGCAGCAGCACGCAUGUCUCUAGGAAGAAUGAGAGAAGCAUUAGAGGAUUGUAUGAGGGCUGCUGCAUUAGAUCCCAACUUUCUCAGGGUUCAAGUUCGAGCCGCAAAGUAA
This is a messenger RNA of Ilex paraguariensis (yerba mate), 2622 nucleotides long. The record is from the annotation of a GenBank genome assembly. NCBI's taxonomy places the organism in Eukaryota, Viridiplantae, Streptophyta, Magnoliopsida, Aquifoliales, Aquifoliaceae.